AUGAAGUGUGGCAAGCGUCUGCAGGCAUCAGUUCUGCUGCUGCACAUUCACCGCUCCUUGCAGUCGCUGCAGAGGCUUUACACCUGCGUGACGCUACCGGAGUUGCAAGAGGAGAGGCAGCUAGUGGGCGGGACGGCAACGGGAGAAUCGCCCCACCGCGCUGACGCCCACCGCGUCCGGGCUGCUUUGCCUACGUCGUUUCCCCCAGAUCCGCACACCGCCGAGGAGGGGGAUCGCGUGCUUCGAUUCUUCUGCCAAGAGUUGGGCAUGGGCGAAGCACCUCUGCGCCAGUGGCGGCACAAACUGCAGCAGAAGUCGGCACAGCGCUGGGGUGUGCCGAAGACGCCGUCUUCAUUGCUGUUUCCACCCAUGUCAUCUUUGUCGUCAUCGCAGAAUACGCCUGGUCUCCACCCCACUGCUGUGGAUGGUGGCACCACCGUCCCCUGCUGGACACGUGUUCGUGAUGCUCAAGCUGCUACCACGUCGGCACCAUCGGCCAGCGCUGCUCCUUCUUCGGCUGCCUAUGCCAGUGAAUCGGUGUCUUCAUCGUCCUUCUUGUGGCUGCGGCCUCGAUUGCAGGAUAUUGCUGUCGUUCAGUCUGCCAUGCGGAACCUCCAGUUCAUGGUUUCACCUUUCCUGCUCCUCUCCCCUCCUCCGCUGGUGGCUGCGUCGCCACCGGGCUCAGGCAGCACUGACCCCAGCGCCGCUGUUCCUCACAACGCCGCGCGCCCUGCAUCGUACGAGGAAUGCAGCCGUUGGUAUGCGACCCGACCCAUCCCAGCUGGCAUGUUUCUCAUGAGUCUGCCGACAGAGGCGGUGCUGUUUGCCAAUCCGCCGCCGGCUACUGAUCCACUGAUUACGUUCUACAUGCAAGUGGAGGAGCUUGUGGGCCAACUCGUGAGCGCUGUCGCGGACGUCGCCUCGCCGCAUCAUGGUUACGCAUCCUACCUGUGCGACAGCGUCGUGCCGAGUCGAAAUCUGCCGUUCCUAACCACAGCGGACGUGCAGCAGCUCUUUAGAGCGACUACAGAUGGAUCGACAACGCAGCCACCCCAGGUGCCUGCACACUCCGCUGAUGUUGGUGAUGACGCCAGCGAGGCGGUCGACAGCCCUGCACUCUCGCUCAUGUCCUUCUUCCACGAAGACAUGGCUGGCGAGCCGCUCAGUGACUACCUGCGCACGCGCCUCUCUCGCCCUGAGUAUGCGUGGUGGGUGAGCCUCGUUCUCUCCCACCGCACCGGCACCACAAGUCUACUGCCCAUGAUCGACAAGCUGAACCACAGCCCCUUCCCGAACUGCUACUACACUAUGGCCACCGAGGAUACCAUGUGCGGCAUUGACGUCCUGGACAACCUUCUUGCUGGCGUGCCGGGAGAGCUUCUCUACCAGCCAUACGUACACGUCUUCGCGCUGCGCGAUAUUCCGGCGGGCGCAGAGCUGACAUUGUGCUACGCCUCGGCGUCCGAUGGGGCGUACAAGCCUGCCGGUCGGCACCUGUUCGCACAGCCACCGUCCCUGCUUGCGGAGGAGAGGAGUGAUGCGCGUCGGCACGGCAGCGCUGCUAUUGCAGACGCGGGGGAUAUCGAGGAGGUGAUGCGCACUCUAUUCCCUCACUCCGAUGUGGUCGCACUAGCGGAAAGCGUCGGUGGCAUCAGCGGCGGCGGUGCCAACGUUGACUCUGCCUUCGCCUCUCAACUUCGGCGGCUGCAACACCCUGGGAGGCAGGAAGUUGACACGCCUGAGGGCAAAGCAAGCUGGCUACUCCAGUGGGGCUUUGUGCCGCCGUGUGAUGCUCUCUACAGUGCGCAGGACUUGCGCGAGAUGGCGACGCUAAUUGUGGAGCGGCGCGUGGGCAUGCGAUCGUCGCUGUUUCCGCGGGUCGGGUAG
Messenger RNA from Leishmania braziliensis MHOM/BR/75/M2904, 1887 nucleotides. RefSeq lists its product as hypothetical. The record is from RefSeq and is a predicted model, not a curated record. Gene Ontology annotation, cellular component: nucleus. The transcript has a single exon. Lineage: Eukaryota; Euglenozoa; Kinetoplastea; Trypanosomatida; Trypanosomatidae. Gene Ontology annotation, molecular function: protein-lysine N-methyltransferase activity; protein binding. Bases 1 to 1887 code for a protein of 628 amino acids. Gene Ontology annotation, biological process: peptidyl-lysine monomethylation.